Molecule: messenger RNA, 970 nt
Organism: Lotus japonicus
Lineage: Eukaryota; Viridiplantae; Streptophyta; Magnoliopsida; Fabales; Fabaceae
Product: protein PLASTID TRANSCRIPTIONALLY ACTIVE 14-like
Exons: 6
Coding region: 83-511 (142 amino acids)
Source: RefSeq, a predicted model, not a curated record
CUUUGCUAGCUGUGAAUUUCAAAAUUUGAUUUACUAUUAUCUGUUAAUCUGCUUUCGUCUUUCAUUUUAGAUAACCAAGGGUAUGUUGGAGAAGUAUGUCCCUGAGAGGGUUCUUGAUACUCCAAUCAUUGAGGUUAUAAUGGAAAUUCCUCUUGAAUUGAUGCUAACCAUAAGCAAGAAGCUACCGUGGAUGUUUUUCCCUGAUAUAAUUCCCAUUGGUCAUCCAAUAUUUGAUAUUAUCAACCCGGCAAAUCCAGAGACAAAUUUGGACUUAAGGUUAGCAUGCCUCCUCUUAUAUGCAUUUGACUGCCAGGAAAACUUUUGGCAGUUAUAUGGUGACUUCUUACUGAGCGCAGAUGAGAGCACUAGCUUAUUUAUAGCUACAGAGGUGCUUCUACAGCAAUCACAAGGCUGUGAUUUUAGUCCUUCUUUGAGUAUGAACACCAAGGGUUGGUACUGGCUAUUAUCUUUGAAGGUUUGGUGCGUGUGGCGCUAUAAUUCUGUAGUCUGAGGUGGAGGAACUUUUGGAGCUGCAGGAUCCUAAUUUUGCUUCUACUUUGAGAAGUCACCAACAACGAGCCUUAGAAUUCUGGGAGAAAAACUGGCCUAGUGGUGCACCCCUUAAAAGAAAGCGUCUUGCUUGUGAUCCUCAGAGGUUCAUUUGGGCAGUAGGUAUUGCACAAUCACGAUGUAUCUAUAACUACUGCAAAGGUUAUCUCCAAUGAUACUAUUCAUCCAAGGGUUUUACCCCAUGUGAUCAAGGUCCACCGUAAGGGCAAAUUAAGGUUGCUUUUUCUUAUCUUUUGGUUGGUCUCAUGUAGGUUUGUAAACUUUUUUGGGUUUUAUCGUGUUGAUUUUCUUUUUGUUGCUUACCUGGUCAGUGAAAAGUUAAUGGAUGAAUUUGCAGUACAAUUUACUUUUUGGGAAACUUUUGAUAGGAUAAAGUUGUUCAAUUGUUUUGUGUGUGAAA